GCUCCUCGGCGGCGGCGGCGGCGGCGGCGGCGGCUACGGCGAUGCUGUGGCCGCGGCUGGCGGCGACCGAGUGGGCGGCGCUGGCCUGGGAGCUGCUGGGCGCCUCGGUGCUGCUCCUCGCGGUGCGCUGGCUGGUGCGGCGGCUGGAGAAGCGGCCACGGGGCCUGGACCGCAGCGGGACCCCGGCCCCGCAGCCCUGUGCGGCUGCCGCGCCGGACCCAGGUGAAACGACAAUGGAUGUGGUGUUGGCUCGAUUGAAACUCCUGAACUCAGAUGCCCUUAGAGAGGAAAUUGUCAAAGCCGGAUUGAAAUGUGGACCCAUCACAUCAACCACAAGGUUCAUUUUUGAGAAAAAACUGGCUCAAGCCUUACUCGGGCAAGGAACAUCGCUCUCUUCCUUUCUUCCCAGCCACGAGGAGGCAGGUGCCACGGCCGUCAGCCAAGACACGCAGAGAACUCUGAAGUCUGCCGAAGAGAGCCUGCGUGAGCAAGCCAGUGUUCCUGAAGACAGAGAGUUUGGUUAUGGCGUGGGCUUGAACCCUCCCCAGGAGGACGCUGUGACAUCCGCGAGCUGCUCGGUGCCCUUCUGUGCUGCAGCCCACAUCAACACCCACAGAGCUGGUGUGCCAGCCACUAAGGAGCCACCUCUGUACUAUGGGGUCUGCCCUGUGUACGAGGACCUCCCAGUGAGAAACGAACGGAUCCAUGUUUAUGAAGAUAAAAAGGAAGCAUUGCAAGCCGUCAAAAUGAUCAAGGGGUCCCGAUUCAAAGCUUUUUCAACCAGAGAAGAUGCUGAGAAGUUUGCUAGAGGAAUUUGUGAUUAUUUCCCUUCCCCAAGCAAAUCUUCAUUACCACUUUCUCCUGUGAAAGCACCAUUCCUUAGCAACGGCGGGUUAAAAGGUGGUUUGUGUUCACCUGAGUCAGACAUAGUGAACAAAGAGCGGGCAAACAGUUAUAAAAACCCCCGCACCCAGGACCUCACUGCCAAGCUCCGAAAGGCUGUGGAGAAGGGAGAAGAAGACACCUUUUCUGAUCUCAUCUGGAGUAACCCUCGGUAUCUGAUUGGCUCAGGGGACAACCCUACCAUCGUCCAGGAAGGCUGCAGGUACAACGUCAUGCAUGUUGCUGCCAAGGAGAACCAGGCUGCGAUCUGCCAGCUGACUCUGGAGACCCUAGAAAACCCCGAGUUUAUGCGACUCAUGUACCCAGAUGACGACCUGGGCAUGCUGCAGAAGCGCAUCUGCUACAUCGUUGAUCUCUAUCUGAACACUCCUGACAAGAUGGGCUAUGACACGCCAUUGCAUUUUGCUUGUAAGUUUGGAAAUGCUGAUGUGGUCAACGUGCUUUCUUCACACCCUUUGAUUGUGAAAAACCCAAGAAAUAAAUAUGAUAAGACACCUGAAGAUGUGAUUUGUGAAAGAAGCAAAAAUAAACCUGUGGAACUGAAGGAGCGGAUCAGGGAAUAUUUACAGGGUCACUACUAUGUGCCAUUGCUCAGAGCGGAAGACACGUCCUCUCCCGUCAUCGGGGAGCUGUGGUCCUCAGACCAGACGCCUGAAGUCUCCCACGCUGGUCACUCAGGAGGUGGCCCCCGGGACCCUGUGCUGACCCUGAGGGCUUUUGCAGGGCCCAUGAGUCCAUCCAAGGCAGAAGAUUUUCGCAAACUCUGGAAGACUCCACCGCGAGAAAAAGCAGGCUUUUUCCACAACGUCAGGAAAUCUGACCCAGAAAGAGGCAUUGAAAGAGUGGGCAGGGAGCUAGCUCAUGAGCUGGGGUACCCCUGGGUUGAAUACUGGGAAUUUCUGGGCUGUUUUGUUGAUCUGUCUUCCCAGGAGGGCCUGCAAAGACUAGAAGAAUAUCUUGCUCAGCAGCAAUUGGGCAAAAAGGCUCAACAGGAAACGGGGGGGAAAGAAGCCUGCCUCAGAGACGGGGCCCCGACCUCAGGCAAGGGGAAAAAGGGCAGCAAUUCCGUCUCUGUGGGGGCAUUUCUAGACGAAGAUGAGGAGAUGAGCCUGGAAGAAAUCAAAAACCGGCAAAACACAGCUCGAAGCAGCAGCCCGCUCACCAUCCGUGCGUGGGGAGAUUCCGUGUGUGGCACCCUUCCCUCGGAGCACAAGGCGGGCUUGAUCGAAGCCGCAGCCCUGAGUGGUGUCCCCAGCAGCAGAAAUGGAUUCUUCAGUCCCAGCCAGAGCCCGGGUGGCAGGAGACCGAAGGCCGCCAGCAGAGAGGAAGCACUUCUCUCGCCUGUCUCUGAUUUGACUGUUGACUUUGACAAGCUGAGUUUGCAAAAUCUAGAAAGUGGCUUUUCCAGGACCCCAACACGAUCUAUGAAAACCGAAGAAAAGAAGAUCCUGACCUCGAGAAUGGACGCAGUAGAAAAUGACUUGUUAGCGUCUCCACCUGCUGCAGACAGACUUGGAAAGGACCAGACAGAGACGGAGAGGGAAAUGUCCCUGGAGCCCAGCAGCCCCGGGCAUGAGGCCCAGGGCAGGCACACGCCCACGUCCCCCCCUGCCACCAGGCUCUUCCUCUUUGGAGAGGAGCCAUCAAAGCUGGACCGGGAUGUUUUGGCAGCUCUGGAACGUGCCGAUGUCGACCCUCAGCGGUACCCCGCUGUCCACAGAUGGAAGAGCGCUGUCCUGGGCUACUCGCCCUCCGAUAGGCAGAGCUGGCCAAGCCCUGCGCUGAAAGGAAAGCUCAAGGCUCAGCUGCCAGAUCUUGGUUGUGGCCCCAGCUGCAGCCCUGGGAGAAGCCGUCCUGCUGGGGGCAGCCCCGUGAGGCCCGGUCACGCCGCCCACUCCCCCAGCCUGGGGCGCUACAGCCCUGCACAUGGGAGCCACCUCCGCAGGGUGGCGCGAGUGGCCCAGCUCACCACCACCCCUUAGGGUUGGGCAGCUCUCAUUUCCUUCGUUUCUAAACAAGAAGGGUAAUAUGUUUUACAGGUAAAAUUUCACACACACAAAAAUAUUCCAAAUAAUUUAUUAAUCCUCACUUUGAGGGUAGAAUUUCAGAAAACAUGAAUGUUCUAUGUAAAAUUUAAAUUUUGGAUAUUUUGGAAGAAGUUAAUGAAACGUUUUCUGGAAAGUAUCGAUGUAUUAAAGACUUUCUAGGUAGCAGUGCCUCGGUUUGAAAUGUAGCGGAGAAAAGGGUGUGGAGGCCGUUCCUGGGAGAUAGUUGUGUGCAACCAGAAACCCUGAGCGACUGCUCUGGGAAGAGGAGGACGCUGGCAGAACUGCUGGCUCGGACAGCCCUGUGACACCUGCCCUCACUCAGCUCGCUGUUCAAACAAAGGUGAAUUGGUCCUUGGCUUCCCGGGGUCUCUUGAUGAUGGGACAACCCCUCAGCCAGGUGGCCCUCAUCAUUUAGAUAAAAUGCGGUCUCAGAUGUAAGGGAUAUUUACAAUUAAGGUCAUUAAAACACUGGAAUUACCGAUAAGAAGACGAAGUAGCUUUUUUUGUUGGAAAAAGGUUUCCAGCCAGUGGGUGUUGUGCAAGAUAGUCCCAUAGACUCACCAGCAAUAAUUAAAAGGACUUUAUUUUCCACUAGCUCUUGAGCUUUCAGUCUUGAAUUUCCAGUGUAGUUAUUCAUUUUGAAAUUGUUCCCUGGUUUUGAGAUUUAUCAUGAGGACUCGAGCAUGAAUUCGCAUACGGCCAGUUUUCUACACGUGUCUCCUACCUUUGUGUUUCAGUUGGGAUGCCCUGUAUGGAAGAGCAGUGCAUUUCAGGUGUGCCUUCCAGGUGAGGGUUGGUGGAGGCGGCCCUACCCUUGGCGCUCUCUCAGGAGGCCCACACAGCACAGCAUCACCAAUGGCUGUCAGGGCUGACUUCCGCCUGGGGGUUACAAGCAGCAGAUCAUAUGCAAGUGUUGUUUCGUGUUUACUCCAAAAUGAAAAACUGUAACAAUGCUUUUGCGAACUUGAGUGCCUUUUUAAGUCAUUUUCAAUUUUUCUGAACUUGCUUUUUGAGAAUAUGAAAUGGUCCUAAGUAGGCAUAACUAAGAUCCUUUUUUAUUGGUGUAACCUGUGAAUUGAAAGUUGGGUUAAAACGCUUAUUUCUUUCACAUAAGCAAUGGGCUAGGAAUACUGGAACCGACACUUAGAUUUUCAAAUAAAAACUGUCACACAGGAUGUUUUCACUUGUGUAGCAGAUGAGAUCUCACAGAAUAGAAACACUGCAUUCUAAAAACAUCAGCGGUUUAAAGCCUUCUUGUUCUUAAAUCAGAAUGUGGGUAUUCAGUUUUGUCUAAACACCUUAGGGUAUUGGCUUGUAUACUAUUGUACAUAUCCAAAGAAAUUAGUGUUUUAUCCUAAUUUUGCAGACUUGGGCUCCUGAAGCGUUAGGCCUUCUUUAUUUCUCCAUUUGUUGGUGCCGCGGCACUGGCCCUAGUGAGUGCCUCAUCCCGUGUGGGGGGUGGCCUUUUAAAAUCUACUUAAUGAAAUAAAUUAUUUUUAACCAUGUA
This is a messenger RNA of Oryctolagus cuniculus (rabbit), 4458 nucleotides long. It is a transcript of the gene ANKLE2, whose product is annotated as ankyrin repeat and LEM domain containing 2. Gene Ontology annotation, cellular component: endoplasmic reticulum. Gene Ontology annotation, molecular function: protein phosphatase 2A binding. The record is from RefSeq and is a predicted model, not a curated record. NCBI's taxonomy places the organism in Eukaryota, Metazoa, Chordata, Mammalia, Lagomorpha, Leporidae. Gene Ontology annotation, biological process: negative regulation of phosphorylation.